CCUCGCCGUGGGGCUCGCAGGGAAAGGCAGCGAUGGCGCGCUGCGGGCCCCAGACGCACAAACGUGGUCUGCUCCCGGGAGAAGGGAGCGGGGCGGCUCCGGCGGGCGGACCCAGCCAUGCACGCGGAGCCGCCACCCCGCCAGGAAGAGGGCGAGGACCGUCAGGCCGCGCUGUCCCUUUAAGACCAUGUUCCUGCUAACCCCAACGGUACCUUGUAAAUUUUAACAGGGUUCCUGGAGGGGCAGUGAGACUAAGCAAGGCCACGUUCCAAAGGGCAGGAGAGUCCCCACCGGGCUUCAGCCUCGCGCAGCUCAGCUCUUCAUGAAUCUCGAUACAGAGGCCCCCAUGGCUGUGAUAAGCCUGCUCUUCCUGGCAGUGAUGUAUGUUGUUCACCACCCCUUGAUGGUCAGUGACCGGAUGGACCUGGACACGUUAGCCAGAAGUCGGCAGCUGGAGAAGCGAAUGAGCGAGGAGAUGCGCCAGUUAGAGAGAGAGUUUGAAGAGAGAAAGCGAGCCGCUGAACAGAGGCAGAAGGCCGAGAACUUCUGGAGGGGAGAAGCGCCCAGUGACCAGUUAGUGCUAGGGAAGAAGGACAUGGGGUGGCCUUUCCAGGCUGACAGCCAGGAGGGACCUCUGGGCUGGAUGCUGGGAAACCUGUGGAACGUUGGCCUCUUCUGCCUUUUUCUCCUCUUUGAGCUCCUGCGACAGAGCUUGCAGCAUGAGCCGGCCUUUGAGUCCAGCAGUGAUGAGGAGGAGGCAGAAUUCCAUGUUGUGCCCGUCACUUCCUGCAGCUGGCUCAUGGACUUCCCCUCCCAGGAGGCCCUGGAAUCCUUUUAUGAGCACUAUGUCCACAGCGCUACCCAUGACCUGCCCUGCACCUGUGAGUUCGUGGAGAGCUUUGUGGAUGACCUGAUUGAGGCCUGUCGGAUGCUCAGCCGCCGGGAGGCUCACCUGCAGCUGGAAGACUGCCUGGGCAUUGGGGCUGCCUUCGAGAAAUGGGGGACCCGCCACGACACCCAGACAUUUGAUAUCCUGGUGCCCAUAGUCCCCCCUCAGGGCUCCAUGUUUGUCCUGGAGAUGAGGGAUCCGGCGCUGGGCCGACGCUGUGGCUGCGUGCUUGUGGAGCUGGAGUGCAUGUGCAAGUGUGAGAAGCUUCCAGGUGACGUGCUGUGCUUGGUGCACCAUAACAAGGACCACCCAGCUGCCCCGGGGAAGUCGACCAGCUCCAUCAAGGCGUCCCUCUGCACCGGCUCCCACCUGGAUGUGCACAAGACCGUACAGUGGUUCCGUGACAUGGUAGGCAAUGCCUGGGCCCUUGUGGCCCACAAGUAUGACUUUAAUCUCAGCCUCCCACCGUCCACCACCUCCUGCAAGCUCAGGUUGGACUACCGCUCAGGCCGCUUUCUCUCAAUCAGCUUGGUCCUGGGGGUGCAACGGGAAGACACCUUGGUCUACCUGGUGAGUCAGGCCCCUGACCAGGAAGAGCUCACCAGUGUCAACUGGCCCGAGUCCUUUGCAGCCUGUGAGCACUUGUUCCUGAAGCUGGUAGGGCGUUUUGCUCCAGAGAACACCUGUCACCUCAAAUGCCUGCAGAUUAUUUUAAGUCUCUGGGAGCUCCAAGACUUACCCCAGGGGGCGUCCUGCCCUGUCCUCACCUCUUAUCACUUCAAAACAGCCCUCAUGCACCUGCUGGUCCGGCUGCCCCUGACAGACUGGCAGCACGAUAGGCUGUCUCAGCGGCUGCAAGACCUCCUGUGGUUCUUGGGCCGCGGACUCCAGCAGAGGUCCCUCCAUCACUUCCUCAUUGGGAACAGCUUCCUGCCCCUGACCAUCCCCAUCCCUAAGACGUUUCGGAAUGCUGAGCCCGUCAAUCUCUUCCAGCACCUGGUGCUAAACCCUGUGGCACACUCACAGGCAGUGGAAGAGUUCCACAACCUCCUGACCCAGGUGAAAACCCUGCCUUGUGCUCCACUGGCUGGAGCGCACUGAUGUAAAGGCCAUUAAAACGGAGAGGCGGUAUUUCUGGUUCCUCAGGCUGCAGAGGAGUUUAUUUUUCAGAUAUUCUCAGCAGUGUGUGUGACCUUCCCCUUGCCAGUGGGGCCAUUACAGAUGAAGACACUUGACGGGUACGGGAGGUGGUCACGAGGAUGGGGUGCAGUCUGCAGGGCCCCGUUCGGGGUGGUUCUUCUGAAGUUUUCUUCUCCUGACUUAACUUUCAUCAUGACCCAAAGAGGGUCCAGGGAAACAGGUAUUAUGGGAGGGACUUACUGCUGAAGAAUUGAGAUCCAGAGGGUUUUUGUUUCAGUACUGGAAGUGAAGGAGAACCAGCGAACACCUGCAUCUCAGCUUGUGCCUGUGUGAGUGACUCCCAGCACGUUCCUUGUCAGCUGCUUUCCUGGUUGAACUGUUAGCUUAAUUCACAUCAGAGUUGAUGGCACUUCAUUUUAUUCCAGUCAAAUACUGUGAUGGCAACUUCAUGUAUUUUAGGAUCUAAUUUAAAAAUAUAACAAGAUGUUUAUUUUCCAUUUUCUUUAUUUAGCCCUAUUUUCAUAUGACAAUAUAGCUAUUUUUAUGCAUCUGAAAAGACCCCAAGGCUACCCAAAUAAUUUCUUGGCACUGAUUUAACAAACAGAUGUUGAGUCAUAGUGACCUGUCCCAUAACUGAGAUGAUGUAUUUACUACAGGUAAGAGCCCACAUCUGACAACCUUUGUAGCACCUGGAAGGAACACUGUAAACCCCUUAACAAGGACAAUCUGUUUUGGGGCUCUAAGAUAAACAAUUACUUUGUUCCUGAGGGGGAAUCACUGUGAGAGAAAUGAAGGUUUGGCUACCAUCUAUACCUGCGCUUUUUCUCAGCCUGGGAAUACCUUUGUGAUUCUCAGAGAAGACAAAGGGAUUAUUUGAAGGAUGUUUGCAGUUUUGAAGAGCGGGCUCACCACCAUCCAGGCUGACUGCCAGGGUUGGACAGGAAGGGACUGUGGAGCAGCCCCGCUCUGCAAAGUAGUGAUUCUAGAGAUAUGACUGAUGUAUUUUUCCCUUUCAAAACCUCGGGCCUCCUGAGGAGGGUUAAGAAACAACUAUAGUUGUGGAUGUGGUUGUUUCGGAAAUGCUAAUACUGUCGCUACCUACCCAGGACAGGAAGACCUGCUGGGGAGGAAAACCUGGCCUGGGUUUAACAUGACCUCAGGGGGUUUAGAUGUGGCCUUUUUAGGCUUCAGUCCUGGCAAAAAUAAGUGUCCCAGCAGCUGAUUCCGGCCAACACCCGAGCGUCCAUCUCGCCUGCUAGCAUCCACCAGGUACUGCUUUCAGGCUGAGGUGCAAUGAUGGUGGAAUUUUGGUGUUUUAAAAACCACGCAUCUGCUUUGUGUGUAGAAAAUAAUUUGCUGGUGUUUGUUUCACAUCAAUAAAGAGC
Molecule: messenger RNA, 3414 nt
Organism: Loxodonta africana (African savanna elephant)
Lineage: Eukaryota; Metazoa; Chordata; Mammalia; Proboscidea; Elephantidae
Gene: ITPRIPL1
Product: ITPRIP like 1
Exons: 3
Coding region: 323-1990 (555 amino acids)
Cellular component (GO): membrane
Source: RefSeq, a predicted model, not a curated record